AAAUACCGCUGCCUUCAGAGCACAAGAGAAGACAGAGAAAUCAAAAGGAGAAGACACAGCAAGAUCACAUGUACUUCACUUCUGGCUUCAUCUGAUUUUUAAAAGGGCUCUUUCUUAAAGACUUUGAUUCUUUUUGUGUCAAAGUUUACUUUGGUUUGUAACUCUAAAGUCUAAACAUGAGACUUGGAGUCGUGGCAUUGGUGGUUCUUGGAACCUGCUCCUUGAACGUGUGGUCUUUGCCACUCAAAUCUGUGUUUGUGACAUUUCCUGGGGAUGCCAUCAAGAACAUGACAGAUGUAGAGCUGGCAGAUGAAUACCUGAAGCGAUAUGGUUACAUAGAUGUCCUGAAGAAGAGCACACUGCAGGGAUUUUUCUCCAGUUCAGAAGCUCUGAAGAACUUCCAGAACAACCUCGGGCUGGAGGAAACAGGAAAGCUGGACGCAGUCACUAUUGAUGCCAUGAAGAAGCCCCGCUGUGGGGUCCCAGAUAUCCGUAACUAUCAGACCUUCGAAGGGGAUCUGAAGUGGGACCACACCGAUGUUACAUACAGGAUUCUGAACUAUUCUCCCGACAUGGAAGCACCUUUGACUGAUGACGCCUUUGCCAGAGCUUUUAAGGUGUGGAGUGAUGUCACCCCUCUGACUUUUAGGCGUCUCUAUGAGGGCACUGCUGACAUCAUGAUCUCAUUUGGAAAAGCAGAUCACGGCGAUCCAUACCCAUUUGAUGGCAAAGAUGGGCUGCUGGCUCAUGCUUAUCCUCCCGGUAAAGGAAUUCAAGGGGAUGCCCACUUUGACGAUGAUGAGUACUGGACCCUUGGAAAAGGACCAGCAAUCCAGACCCGCUAUGGUAAUGCAGAGGGUGCCAUAUGUCACUUUCCAUUCGAGUUUGAAGGACAGAGCUACUCCAGCUGCACCACUGACGGGCGCACAGAUGGACUUUCCUGGUGUGCCACCACUGCGAACUACGACCAAGAUAAAAAAUUUGGCUUCUGUCCUAGUGAGCUUCUCUUUACAUUUGGUGGAAACGACAAUGAUGCACCAUGUGUCUUCCCCUUUGUGUUUGAUGGGGAAAAAUACGAGUCAUGCACAACAGAUGGGCGAACUGAUGGGUAUCGCUGGUGUGCCACCACAGCUAAUUUUGACACUGAUAAGAAAUAUGGAUUCUGCCCUAACAGAGACACGGCUGUGACUGGUGGAAAUGCAGAGGGAGAACCAUGCAAGUUUCCCUUCACCUUCUUGGAAAAGACAUACACUUCCUGCACCAGUGAGGGCCGCGGAGAUGGAAAACUCUGGUGUGCAACUACCAGCAACUAUGACAAGGAUAAAAAAUGGGGAUUUUGCGCUGAUAGGGGAUACAGUCUUUUCCUGGUGGCUGCCCAUGAGUUUGGACACGCACUUGGUCUGGACCACUCCAAAGUCCAGGAUGCUUUGAUGUAUCCCAUGUACAAAUAUAUAGAGGAUUUCUCUCUGGAUAAGGAUGAUAUUCAGGGCAUUCAGUAUCUAUACGGACCCAAAACAGGCCCUAAUCCCACUCCACCAAAACCUACAACAACCCCUUCCUCUCAUACCAUACCCACCCCAAGUGAGACCACCACCACAACACCUGUAAUCCCCUCAAAGGAUGCAUGCGAGAUUAAUGAAUUUGACAGCAUUACCGAAAUCGGGAAGGAGCUUCACUUCUUUAAGGAUGGGCACUACUGGAAGAUGUCAAAAGCUGGAAAACGCAUUGGUCCAUUCUUGAUGUCUGAGAAAUGGCCUGCUGUGCCAGCUGUUAUUAAUACAGUCUUUGAGGAGCAACUCACUAAAAAGCUCUACUUCUUUGCAGGCAAACAGUUCUGGGUAUACACUGGAAAGGAAGUGUUUGGACCACGUAAAAUUGAGAAACUUGGCCUACCAAGCAACCUAGAAAAAGUGGAAGGAGCACUGCAAAGAGGAAUAGGCAAGGUACUCCUGUUUAGUGGCGAGCAAUUCUGGAGACUGGAUGUAAAGGCUCAGAUGAUAGACACAGGGUACCCUCGAGAAACCGACUUAGUUUUUGGUGGAGUGCCCAAUGAUUCACAUGAUGUAUUUCUCUACAAGGGGUUCUUUCACUUUUGCCGACAAGGUUUUUACUGGAGAAUGAACAGCAAAAAGCAGGUUGACAGAGUUGGAUAUGUGAAGCAUGACCUCCUGAAAUCAUGGCGGACGCGAGAAAAACAUUCGGGCAGACUAGCUGCUCCCCGUUCGCUUAGGCCCUCGAGGUCCCCGAGCGGUUCUUCAUAUCGCCUGAGCGGAAAAACUCAGCUCGGCGGGACGGAAAAUGGCGCUGCGCGAGCAGGCAGGAGAAAGGGCAGCACAAACACGCACAUAAUAGCCAGUUGGUGGUUCAUAGCAAAGAUGGAUCCUGAUGAGAUGGAGGUGGAGAGCAGCAGUGAUGUGGGGCAUUCUGGUAUGGAGGAGCCAUCAGAGAGCGGGAUGGGCAUGGAGUCUUCAGAAGCCAUGUCUGCUGAUAGCAGUGACACGGCUACGAUUCUUGCCUCUGCCCCAGAAUCAGACUGCCAUGUCGGACAGAGCUCUGAGGGACUUUUGGUAUUUAUCCCAGAGACCAGCUCUAGUACAGAUGUACGAAGAGUUCAUCUACCAGACUCGUCCUCUGUCGCCCAGUCAACUAGUGUGUCAAGCGUCUCCACGGUGACACAAUCGGUCCUGGUGUCGGAGUCCGUCCAGAUGCUGGUGCAUUCCAGUGCUGUGUCUGAAGGAGGAAUGAUGGUUUCUGAUUCCACUGCCUCCACCUCGUCAGAUCUUGGCUCAGCUAUUGACAAGAUCAUUCAAUCUACCAUUGGACCAGACAUUAUGAAUGGAUGCAUUGCAGUUACGAGCGCAGAGGAUGGCAGUGCAGAAACCACACAAUAUCUGAUACUCCAAGGACCUGAUGAUGGAGCUCCUAUGGUUGCUCAGAUGUCUUCCUCUGCACUUUCAAGUCGCAUUGCCAUUGAAGCCCUAGCUGAUGGACCCACCUCCACCUGCCUGGAUCAAGGAGACCUAUCAGAGAACCCACAGGGCAGCGUGGAGCCCGAUCAACCUGGACACUCUGGUUACUGCGACCACGAAGACGGCAGCAGCAGCCACCCAGACCAGCCCCAGCACUCCCAGUAUGUGGAGUGCAAUGGAGAUGACCCAGACCAGACCAGGGAGGCUAGAUACAUUGAGUACUCGGGAGCAGAACCAGACCAGACCCCACGUCAUUCGGGAAUCUCGCACUACAACGUGCCUGAGUGUAGCCAUACAAACGUCAGCCGGCAGAGAAGUGCGUUUCGUUCUUCCCGCUACGUUGUGGAGUGCAGUGACAGGUACUUGCAAUCCCACGCGGAUGGGGCAGAGCGGCCGCAACAUUCUCGUUACAUCGACAGCAGCAUGGAUGACAGGGAGCACGUCUCUGCCUCGGAACAAGAGGGCGGUAUGGCAGAGGAGCCCCAGAAUUCCUACAUGCUGCAGGGCUCACUGUAUGCAGACGAAGACGUUGUUCGGCACUCCCUGGCUGAUACGGUGGGGUCGCAGCUCGCAGAUCAGAUGGACUGCAACGACAGCUUACCUGGCUCCUGCAUAAGUAGCAGUGGGACCUAUACCACCCACCCAAAGCCUGAGGAGGUGGAGUCUGGGCUGGUGGGUGAGCGAGGGCAUAGAACCCCAAACAUGGCAGAGCUGGAGGAAAUGAUGGAGGUGGUGAUCGUACAGCAGUUCAAGUGUAAGAUGUGCCCGUAUAAAAGCGUCUCUAAAGAUACGCUUAUCAACCACAUGAGAGACAGACACUUUAAACCAGCAGUUGCCUCACUCCCAAAGAAGCGUGGACGCGGUCGUCCGCGAAAAUCUGAAAGCAAGUCACGACCAGUAUCUGAGGUCAAGAAGGAGGAGCCACCAGAGGAAGAGGAGGAUGACAUUGUUGAUGCAGGUGCCAUUGAUGAUCCUGAAGGUGACAGUGAUUAUAAACCAGCCCUUGAAGAGGCCUGUCCCAGAACAACUGCAAAUCAUUGCAAACCCCCUCCUACCUGUUCUUCAUCAUCUUCCACUACCUCACGAAAACGACCCCGCAGGAUAGUGGGACCACCUCGGAAAUUCCUCAGUGAAUCAGCAGAGACGCUAGCAGUGUCCGAAACAAACAAUGUAGGGGACGCACAAACUCCUGAAGAGGCAAGUUCAUCUGGAAUGGAGAAUGGUACUCCCUCAUCCAAUGGCACAGUCGCUGAGCCAGCGGUCAGCCAGUCGGAUUCAGAGAACCAAGAUCCGUCAUCAAAUACAGGCACUGAUGAACUUGACCUCUUGCCAAGGAAACGUGGACGUCCUUCUAAACGUUUCCUUCAAAAGAAGUACAAAAAGUACAUGAAUCGCAAUAAGUACUACAGAUCCCUCAAGCCUCUGCUAAGGCCUCAUAACUGCUGGAUCUGUGGCUCUCGCUUUCUGUCACAAGACGAUCUCAGAUUUCAUGUGGAUUCUCAUGAGGGAAACGACCCUGAACGUUUUAAGUGCCUGCAGUGUAGCUAUCGCUGCAAGCGUUGGUCUUCACUGAAGGAGCACAUGUUCAAUCAUGCAGGUACAAAACCAUACAAGUGUGAGAUGUGUGAUUACUCCAGUGUUUAUAAGAAGGAUGUGAUCCGGCACUCAGCUGUCCACAACAAAAAAAAGAGUCGAAAGAUGGACAUGGUUCCCAAAGUGUCUGAGUUUCCAUGCCCCAUCUGUCAUCGUGUUUACCCUAUGCAGAAACGCCUCACGCAGCACAUGAAGACGCACAGCACAGAAAAACCUCACAUGUGCGACAAGUGUGGGAAAUCUUUCAAGAAACGCUACACCUUCAAAAUGCAUCUCCUCACGCACAUACAAAACUGCGGCAACAGCGUGUUUAAGUGUGAGUUCUGCGACUACACCUGCACUGACAAAAAGCAUCUUCUCAAUCACCAGCUGUCCCAUACCAACGACAAACCUUUCAAAUGUGAAGAAUGUAAAUAUUCCACAAGUAAAGAGGACUUUCUCGUGUCCCACAUUGCUAUUAAACACACUGGUGAAAAGCCAUUCUCCUGCGAAAUGUGCCACUUUACGACCAGACACAGGAAGAACCUCCGGCUACAUAUCCAGUGUCGACACCCUGAGAUUUUUGAAGAGUGGAAUCGGACGCAUCCAGAGGAACCCAUUCGUCGCCGACAGAAACCCGUUUUUACUAUGCAGCAGAUUGAAGAGCUUAGAUUGCAACAUGAAACGCAGGAGCUUCAGGGCACAGUGGUGUCAGUGGACCCCAUCACUCUCCAGACAAUGGAGUCCAUGGGGAAUACAUCUGUAUCCCAAGAUGCACUGGGAAAUACAACCAUUAUUUACGAGCAAGGCCAGAAUGCAGACCUCUCUGCCCAGAAUGCUCUAGAUCUGCUUCUAAACAUGAGUAAUGCCAGAGAACUGCAGGUUGCGGUACUGAAAGCAGAUGGCAAGACUCUGGAGACGGGCACGUGGUCUGGUUCCGGGGGUCAGGGGUCAUCCUUGCAGCCUCAGAAGAUUGUGACCUUCCAUGUGUCAGAGAACGGUGACACCCUGGUGCAGGAGGCGUUUGAGACGGCUACGGGGACAGUGGAGCAAGAAGAGACUGCCGAUGUUUCACAGAUUGGCAUCAGUACAUAUGAGGGUGCAGAAUUCAGUGUUGUGGAGCAGGCAGCAGAUGAGAUUCCUGCCACUGGAACGCCCCACAGUUUAGAGGAACCCGCAGCAGAGCAUCAGGUUAUGGAGGUGAGCACAGAGACUUUGUGCUCACUACAGCAGGUAGAGUUGAGUAGUGAAGCUCCGGCCUCCCCUACCAUGUGUCCAUCACCUCCCUCUCAGCAGUUCAACCCCAAACGCUUCUCCUGCCGGAUAUGCAUGGAGGCUUUUCACGGUCGUUCGGACAUGGAGAACCACAGGCGGGCGCACAUAGACCCCAAAACAUUUAAAUGUCCCGACUGUGACUUUACAGCUCCUUCUUGGCCGGACGUCAAAUCUCAUAUGGCCAUGCACGCGUAUUUACGGCCUCAUAAAUGCCCCAACUGCAGUUUUGCCUCCAAGAACAAAAAGGACCUGAGGCGCCACAUGAUGACACACACAAACGAGAAGCCUUUUGCCUGUCAUGUCUGCGGCCAGAGGUUCAACCGUAAUGGUCACCUGAAGUUCCACAUGGAGAGGCUUCACACUGACGAACCAUCGCCUCGUAAAACUCGCUCUGUUCCAUCUCAGCAGACCAUCAUCGUCAACAGCGAUGAAGAGGCUUUAGCCACACUGCAGAAUCUGCAGGCGGGGCAGACAGUGAUCAGUCCAGAGAGAUUGCAGCAAGCUUUAGGACAAGAGCACAUCAUCGUGUCACAAGAUCAGACUCUUUCUGACCAGGAGGAGGCAACAUAUAUACAGCAGAUCACAACAGUAGAUGGCCAGACCGUACAGCACUUAAUGACUGGAGAUACUGAGGUUCAGUACAUUAUCUCUCAGGACGGAGUUCAGCACUUACUCCCACGGGAAUAUGUGGUGGUUUCUGAUGGCAACCACAUUCAGAUGGAGGACGGACAGAUUGCUCAUAUACAGUAUGAGCAUGAUGGGACAUUUCUGCAGGAGCAGGAGGCUGAGCAAAAUAUAAUUGCUCUAUCCCAAGAUGGACAUAUCCAGUACGUCCCCAUUACUACAGAGCAGCAGGUUGUCUCCUCAGAAGACCUGGAGGCUGCCCAUUCUGCAGUGUCCGCAGUUGCAGAUGCAGCCAUGUCUCAGACACAGACGGUUUACACAGAGGCCACACCUGAACAGCUGGAACAGCUGCAACAACAGGGCAUCCAGUAUGAUGUCAUUACCUUCACUGAGGAAUACUUGCAACAUUACCUUGACGUCUGGUCCUCAACGUCUCCCUCUGUGCUUCUUAAAUCUGAGAAACAAACAGAGGAACACAGAGAAGGUGACAACACAGUCUUUACAUUGGCUGUAGUAUGUAGUGUCGUGGCCGUUGCUGUUAUCAUCUCAGUUACACUGCUUGUAUUUCUUCUGAAGAGGUGGAAGAAGAAAUCCAGAGAUAAAAGUGGAAACUGUGGUUUUCAUGACAAAACCGUGCAGAAUCUACAGGAGCAGAACAGUAUGAUCUACUCUACAGUGGUCUUCAAGUCCCUUGAAGAUCAGGUUGAACUUUAUGCCAAUUUACAGAUACACAGACCAAGGCACACUGAUCUUUCCUCAACCGAUGUAAUUCAAACAAGGGAGUGUGAAUAUUCCACUAUUUUGACGGCACAUCCAUAAACAUUUGUUAUGUUUUUUAAUGUUUGUUAAUAGGAUACAUUCAUAAAAUAAUUUGGACAACAUUAUUAAUGUAGUAUUAAAACAGUCAGUGAUUUAUUUUUAA
Messenger RNA from Paramisgurnus dabryanus, 7362 nucleotides. RefSeq names its product zinc finger protein 335. Gene Ontology annotation, molecular function: metalloendopeptidase activity; zinc ion binding; RNA polymerase II cis-regulatory region sequence-specific DNA binding. The record is from RefSeq and is a predicted model, not a curated record. Gene Ontology annotation, cellular component: nucleus; extracellular matrix. Gene Ontology annotation, biological process: proteolysis; brain development; positive regulation of neurogenesis. Lineage: Eukaryota; Metazoa; Chordata; Actinopteri; Cypriniformes; Cobitidae.